AAGCCGUCGGCUGUCGCCGGCCCUGAUAAAGGCAGCAGCUAUAGAGCUUCAGUUUCAGAGAGAGAGAGAGAGCGAGAGAGAGAAGAUGAGCGGAGAGGGGAAGGUGGUUUGCGUGACCGGAGCUUCUGGAUACAUAGCCUCCUGGUUGGUGAACCUCUUGCUCCGCCGCGGCUAUACUGUCAGAGCUACCGUUCGCAACCCCCAUGAUCCAGAGAAGACACAACACUUGCGCUCGCUUGAUGGUGCUAAAGAAAAGCUUCAUUUGUUGAAAGCAGACUUAUCGGAAGAAGGGUCUUUUGAUUCUGCAGUUGAUGGAUGCGAAGGUGUUUUUCAUACAGCUUCCCCAGUUUCUUUUGCAGUCAAUGACCCACAGGCAGAACUGAUUGAUCCUGCAUUAAAGGGGACAAUUAAUGUUCUACGGUCAUGUGCAAAAGUUCCAUCUAUCAAAAGGGUAGUUAUAACAUCUUCCAUGGCCUCUGUUGUAUUCAAUGGUAAACCUCUUAGUCCUGAUGUGGUGAUUGAUGAAACUUGGUUUUCUGAUCCAGCUCUUUGCAAGGAACUAAAGCUUUGGUAUAUGCUUUCGAAGACACUAGCGGAGCAGGCUGCUUGGAAAUUUGCAAAAGAGAAUGGGAUUGACAUGGUUAGCAUAAAUCCAGGAUGGGUGUUUGGUCCUCUCUUGCAGCCAACUGUUAAUUCAAGUGUUGAACCAAUUCUGAAACUCAAAAAUGGAGCUCAAACAUUUCCCAACAGAACAUUUAGAUAUGUUGAUGUUAGAGAUGUUGCCAAUGCACAUAUUCAAGUCUAUGAAAUUCCUUCAGCUAGUGGAAGAUAUUGCUUAGUUGACAAUAUUAUGCACUGCUCUGAGGUUGUAAAGAUAUUGCGCAAACUUUAUCCCACACUAACUCUUCCUGAAAGAUGUGAGGAUGACAAGCCUUUUGAGCCAACCUACAAGGUGUCCAAAGAGAGAGCUAAAAGUUUGGGCAUCAACUUCACUCCCAUUGAAAUGAGCCUGAAGGAUACUGUUGAAAGCUUUAAGGAGAAGAACUUACUGGGCUUAGCUAAUGAGAAUGAAUUCCCUUUUGGUGUGCAAAAUCCCACAACUCAUGUGAGGCAAGUUUCUCAAAUAAAACCGCCAAGAAUGCACCCAGGAACAUCUCUGCGAUUGGCAUGUUCUUUCCCCUCCAUUCAAAUGCCCUUUCCCCUCUGUUGAUUUUACUUGUCCUGUCUUUGUUUUCUUGCCACUUACCCUUUUACUACUUUUCUUUGACUGCUUUGAAGAAUAGGAAUUCUUCUUUUCUUGCCAUUAUUCUUCUUGUUAUUCUUCAAAUGAUAAGUACAAAAUAACCUACCAACAAACAGCCUCCCAAUUUUCUUUUAUUUUUUUUGUCUGGGGCGUGGGGAUGGCCUGCUCUCAUUUAUGCAUUUGAUUAAUUAAUCUCUGCCAAUGUUAAAAUAGAGAACAAAGACUGCGAGAGAAGUUCAUUGCGUUAUUUAUUUA
Malania oleifera is the source of this 1498-nucleotide messenger RNA. Its product is annotated as phenylacetaldehyde reductase-like. NCBI's taxonomy places the organism in Eukaryota, Viridiplantae, Streptophyta, Magnoliopsida, Santalales, Ximeniaceae. The transcript has 7 exons. The record is from RefSeq and is a predicted model, not a curated record. Gene Ontology annotation, molecular function: 3-beta-hydroxy-Delta5-steroid dehydrogenase (NAD+) activity. Gene Ontology annotation, biological process: steroid biosynthetic process. Bases 86 to 1210 code for a protein of 374 amino acids.